GCCGACUGGGGUCCGUGGGGCCUGAGGGGACGGGAGGAGCUGCUCUGAGGAACGGGCUCUUCAUCUCCCCCCGGUUCCCGUCGUCGGGGAGGCGGACACGGUUAGCACCUUUAACGGCGGCGGCGGCGGCGGCUGCAGUGACAUGUCCAGCAUGAAUCCCGAAUAUGAUUAUUUAUUCAAGUUACUUCUGAUUGGAGACUCUGGUGUUGGGAAAUCCUGCCUUCUUCUUAGGUUUGCAGAUGAUACAUACACAGAAAGCUAUAUCAGCACAAUCGGUGUGGAUUUUAAAAUAAGAACUAUAGAAUUAGAUGGAAAAACAAUCAAACUUCAAAUAUGGGACACAGCAGGCCAGGAGAGAUUUCGAACAAUCACUUCCAGUUAUUACAGAGGAGCCCAUGGCAUCAUAGUUGUGUAUGAUGUGACGGAUCAGGAAUCCUUCAAUAAUGUAAAGCAAUGGUUGCAGGAAAUAGACCGUUAUGCCAGUGAAAAUGUUAACAAGUUGCUGGUAGGGAACAAAUGUGACCUGACCACAAAGAAAGUAGUAGACUACACAACAGCAAAGGAAUUUGCAGAUUCUCUUGGAAUUCCAUUUUUGGAAACCAGCGCGAAAAACGCCACAAACGUAGAACAGUCUUUCAUGACCAUGGCGGCCGAGAUUAAAAAACGAAUGGGCCCCGGAGCGACAGCUGGUGGUGCCGAGAAGUCCAAUGUUAAAAUCCAGAGCACUCCAGUCAAGCAGUCUAGUGGGGGUUGCUGCUAAAAUUUGCCUCCCUUCUUUUCUCACAACAGUGAAUUUGCAAUCUGAACCCAAGUGAAAAAACAAAAUUGCCUGAAUUGUACUGUAUGUAGCUGCACUACAACAGAUUCUUACCGUCUCCACAAAGGUCAGAGAUUGUAAAUGGUCAAUACUGACUUUUUUUUUAUUCCCUUGACUCAAGACAGCUAACUUCAUUUUCAGAACUGUUUUAAACCUCUGUGUGCUGGUUUAUAAAAAUGUGUGUAAUCCUUGUUGCUUUCCUGAUAUCAGACUGUUUCCCGUGGUUGGUUAGGAUAUAUUUUGUUGUUUAUAUUGGCAUGUUUAGAUGUCGGGUUUAGUCUUCUGAAGAUGAAGUUCAGCCAUUUUGUAUCAAACAGCACAACCGUGUCUGUCACUUUCCAUGCAUAAAAGUUUAGUGAGAUGUUAUAUGUAAGAUCUGAUUUGCUAGUUCUUUCUUGUAGAGUUAUAAAUGGAAAGAUUACACUAUCUGAUUACUAGUUUCUUCAUACUCUGCAUAUAAUUUGUGGCUGCAGAAUAUUGUAAUUUGUUGCACAAUAUGUAACAAACAACCGAAGAAAUGUUUAAUAAAUAUUGUACUUAUUGGAAGUAAUAUCAAACUGUAUGGUGAUAAGUAUUGUCUUAAUUCUUACGGUUAAGGAGAAAUUUGGCUUGCAUUGUGCUCCAAACAGCCAUUAGUGUGCAAAGCCAAGGCACUUUAGACCUAUUAGAGUAGCAUCAGAUAAGCAUCCCAGCUAAUCUACCCCACCAAUGAUAUGACACAGGCAGGUAUACCAUCCUGGGGGGGUGACAAACUUGGACAGUCUGAAAAAAGACUAAAGGUGGUACUUAUGGAAGGCAGAUACAUUCUGAAUGUAUAAUAUUUAGCCUAUUGUAAUCUCUGAUCCUUAACUAAAGCCAUUUCUAAAUGGCUUCAUUUAGAAAUACUUUUGUUAAUGCAUCUGUAGUAGAGGUGGAAAACAGUGUAUCUUUCCUAAUAUGUGAUCAAACUAACAAUUUAAGUGAUGUAAUUUUGCCAGUAUGUUUUUUUAUAUACUGUUGCUUCCAUACUCCUUUAAUCAAAUAUUGUUUCAACUUUAUUAAAUAAGUUUAGAGCACUAUCUUCAAUA
Messenger RNA from Tachyglossus aculeatus (Australian echidna), 1884 nucleotides. It is a transcript of the gene RAB1A, whose product is annotated as RAB1A, member RAS oncogene family. NCBI's taxonomy places the organism in Eukaryota, Metazoa, Chordata, Mammalia, Monotremata, Tachyglossidae. The record is from RefSeq and is a predicted model, not a curated record. Gene Ontology annotation, molecular function: GTPase activity; GTP binding. The coding region runs from base 143 to 760 and encodes 205 amino acids. The transcript has 6 exons.